AUGGCUACCCCUAGUGUCCUAGCUUUUGACGCUGAGGGUCGCGCCAUUGACUUUGAGGUCUGGGUCGACGACCUGCAGCUGUUCUUACAGUGCGACAGAGCAGACGGCGUUUCUCUCUUUGACCUCACUUCUGGUGCCUCUCCUGCCUCUGCUGCUGAUGCUGAUCCCACUGUGUGCUCUCAGUGGGCCACCCGCGAUGCUUCUGCACGUCUUGCUGUGCGUCGCCACCUCCCUACCUCUGAGCGCGCGCACUUUAGUCAGUACAAGAGUGCUCAGACCUUGUACGACGCUGUAGUCGCGCGCUACUCCUCCCCUGCCACUGCUGCACUGAGCCUCGCGCGCCUCCCUGACUCUCUUCGCGUAGUCAGGGACCACUUUCUCGCGGUCUGUCCCACCACCCUCACCGUCGACACCCUCGAGAAGGCCCUCCUCGCGGCGGAGAAGAGCAUCGUCGCUGUAGGAGCUUCUCGUGGUGACCCUCGCACCCCCAUCUUUGAGGGGUGCUCUCCUUCCCCCUCCUGCCCUCUGUUGCCUCUGCUGCUGCUGCCGGCCUGCUUGGUCUCGAGUCGAUUGGCGCGGCGUCUGCCCCUAGUGGGAGACGCCGCUCUGGCAAGGGCAAGGGGGGCAAGGGCGCGGGUGGAGCUGGAGGGGGCGGUGGAGGUGUCGGUGGAGGCGGCGGAGGGAGUGGGGGUGGCGGCGGGAGUGGUGGAGGGGGUGGUGGUGGUAGUGGUGGCAGCGGCGGAGGAGGCGGCGUUGGUGGCGGCAGCGGUGGUGGUGGCGGCAGUGGUGGCGGUGACGGUGGGGGAGGCAGCGGCGGAGGAGGCGGUGGUGGCGGAGGAGGUGGAGCUGGUCGGGGCGGUACCUAGCAGCGGAGCGGCGGUGGUGGUGGUCAGCGCUCGCAGCAGCAGCAGCAGCAGCGUUCGCGCGACAUCCCUCCGCCCCAGCAGCUCCUGUGGGGGUGCCCACCCCACCCAGCGCUGCUUUGACCGCCUGACGGACGCUUGGCGUCAGCAGUUCCCCGGAGCUAGUGAGAUCCCUCGCUGGGAUGAGCUUCUUAGGGCUGGUGUAGCGAUCUUUGAUCUUGAUUUUGAUGCUAUCCUUGCUGCUAUGUAUGCUGUAACUAUUAGUAAGGAGGGUGACUGUUACCGGUGUUUCCCGCCCGACCCGGGCAUUGGUACUGCUGCGCUAGGUGCUUGUGAGGCUGCUGCUCUAGGUGCCAGUGCGUCUGAGCUCUCAGGUGCUGGUGAAACUGCGCUCUCAGGUACUGCGUCGCCUUCGUCCUCCCUCACUUUCACACUUGACUACGGGGCUUCUCGCUCCUUCUUUCGAGACCGCACCACCCUCACGCCGCUUGGCCGGCCGGUUGCGGUCUCCCUGGCUGACCCCUCUGGGGGUCCUGUCCUCUCUCACUUCUCCACUGUCCUCCCGUGUCUGGCUGCCCCCUCGGGCACCCUGUCUGGUCUGUACCUUCCCUCGUUCUCGAUGAACUUGGUGAGUGGUGCGGACCUACAGGAUGCGGGGGUUCACCAGUUCACUCCUGCGAGUCAGCGGGUGACCCACUGCACGGACGCACGCACAGGCCGGCACCUGGCCACGUUCUCGCGUCGGCCGGGGUCGAGCCUCUACACCCUGACCACUACGUCUCCUCCUGUCCCUGCGUCUGGUCAGGUAGCUGCGUCAGGUCAGGUGUUUGCUGCUGCGUCCCGUCUCUCCCUCCCCUUCCUUCCGGGCCAGGACCUUCCUGUGUCCCCUGUGUUGAGGGGCGCCUCCGGGCUGCUCCUCACUCCUCCCAGUUCCCCCCGAACGGAGGCUCCUCUGCAGACGCUUCACAUGGACGUGUGGGGCCCGGCCCCCGUCCGUGGGCAGGGUCACGAGCGCUACUUCCUGUUGGUUGUUGACGACUACUCGCGUUACACCACAGUCCUCCCCUUGCGCAGCAAGGGUGCUGUCACUGAGGUGCUGAUCGACUGGAUCCGCGAGGCUCGUCUCCAGCUCAGGAGGAGCUUCGGCUCGGACUUUCCUGUUCUGCGUCUGCACUCGGACAGAGGCGGGGAGUUCUCCUCUCGCCUUCUGCGAGACUACUGUCGUGCACGGGGGAUCCGCCAGACCUUCACGCUUCCGGACUCUCCACAGCAAAAUGGGAUUGCAGAGCGCCGCAUUGGCAUGGUCAUGGAUGUCGCUCGUACGUCCAUGAUGCAUGCGGCUGCCCCCCAUUUUCUGUGGCCGUUUGCGGUGAGGUACGCGGCGCAUCAGCUCAACCUUCACCCCAGGGUCUCUCGGCCCGCGAUGUCCCCAGUGUUACUGUGGACGGGGAAGGUCGGCGAUGCGUCUGCGUUCCGUGUCUGGGGAUCUCGGGCGUUUGUCCGCGACUUGUCUGCGGACAAGCUGUCCCCUCGUGCUGCUCCCUGUGUCUUCCUUGGCUUCCCCCCUGACGCUCCAGGGUGGCAGUUCUACCACCCCUCCUCUCGUCGUGUUCUGUCCUCCCAGGACGUCACGUUCGACGAGUCAGUCCCCUUCUACCGCCUCUUCCCCUACCGCACUCCUUCCCUUCCCCCACCACCGGACUUCCUUGUGCCGACGCAGUUGACCCGGUCGAGGUUACUGGUGACUCUGGUGCUGCUGCGGGUGCUGAGCCUGGGGGUGCUGACUCUGGGGGUGCUGUGCGCCGGGGUGCCGAGCCUGGGGGUGCUACUGCGGAGGGUGCUGGGCCUGGGGGUGCUGACUCUGGGGGUGCUGUGCGCGGGGGUGCCGAGCCUGGGGGUGCUCCUGCGGAGGGUGCUGAGCCUGGGAGUGCUGAGCCAGGGGGGUGCUGUGCCUGGAGCUGCUGAGCUAGGGGGUGCUGCGUCUGGAGCUACUGGGCCUGGGGGUGCUGCGUCUGGGGCUGCUGAGCCUGGGGUUUCUCCUGGUGCUGCGUCUCGGCGGGAGCCCCUUUCUCCACAGGAGCUGCGCGAGUGGUUUGCUCGCCGCUGGAGGCGUGCUGCUGGAGCUGGAGCUUCUUCGACCGUCGAGGGUGCUGGUGCCGCCGGUCCCGGAGCUGCUGGGCCUGCGGGUCCUACUGGAGCUGGGGCUGCUGAGGGUGUUGGUGCUGAGACUACUGCUGUCUGUCCUCGCGGUGGUUCUCCUGCUGGUGCUGCUGGAGGUCCAGCCGCUGGAGGUGUUGGUGGCGCUGGUGCUGCCGCUGAGGGUGCUGGUGCUGUCCCUGCUGAGUCUGGAGCUGCCGCGCGGCCUCGACCGUACUUCGUUCCGCUCCUGCAGCAGGUUCUUGGUCUUUCUCCUCCGGUAGAGUGUCCACAGCCUGUCCAGUCGCAGUCACUGUUGGAGCCUUCCUCCCCUCUUCCUGCUCCCUCCCCUUACACUAGUCCUACUGGAGGUCUUGCUGAGCGUCGUGAGCCUGCGUCUCGUCCCGCGUCACCUGUUCGUGCUGCUCGCGCUAGUGGUCGCGGUUCGCGUCAGCGUCCUCCUCCUGUCCCUGGCACGCACCGGAUGUCUCUGCGUCCGUCCACUGCUCCUCUGCGUGCCCCUUUGCCUUCUCCUCCUGAGUCCUCUCUUCCUGCGCUUGCCGACCCUGAGUCGGACUCCCUUCGUGCUGCCAGUCCUACUGUCACGCGUCUGCUUGCCACUGUCGUCACUGACCCCUCGUUUGAGUCCACUGCUGCGUCUGCUCUUGUCGCUGAGCUCGUCGACUUUGCUGCUCGCUGUCGUCUAGACUACGCUGCUAGUCUUGUUGCUGAGUCUGCGUCUGUCUGUCCUCCGUCCGUCGGGGGUGAGUGUGCUCUUGGCACGGACGUCCUAGAGGACAGGCAGGAGGAGUUACAGUGUCUGGCUGCUGCUUCACCUCAUCUCGCGUCUGUACUGCUUGCUCCUGAGGGAGACCCGGAUGCACUAGACAUCCCGACUCCGCGCUCUUACGCGGAGGCCGUAGAGGGUCCCUACUCGUCUCAGUGGCAGGCAGCUAUGGAUGCAGAGAUGGCUUCCUGGAAGUCCACAGGCACCUACGUUGACGCGGUUCCUCUUCCUGGGGCGAACAUCGUCAGUGGCAUGUGGAUCUUCAGGGUGAAGCGGCCGCCGGGCUCUCCACCUGUCUUCAAGGCGCGGUACGUCGCUCGUGGCUUCAGUCAGCGGCAGGGAGUUGACUACUUUCAGACCUUCUCUCCCACCCCGAAGAUGACCACUCUUCGGGUGCUGCUGCACAUAGCCGCUCAGCGCGACUACGAGCUUCACUCUCUCGACUUCAGCACUGCGUUCUUGCAGGGUAGCCUGCACGAGGAGAUCUGGCUGCGCCGUCCACCUGGCUUCACUGGGACUUUCCCUCCUGGCACCCAGUGGAGCCUCCGACGGCCAGUCUACGGUCUCCGCCAGGCACCGCGUGAGUGGCACGACACACUGAGGACUACGCUUGCGGCUCUUGGGUUUGCUCCUUCUACUGCUGACCCGUCGCUGUUUCUGCGCACCGACACUUCACUGCCGCCGUUCUACAUCCUCGUGUACGUCGACGACUUGGUCUUUGCCACAGCGGACACUGCUGGACUCGCCUACGUGAAGUCCGAGCUGCUGAAGAGACACACUUGCACAGACCUGGGUGAACUGCGCAGCUACCUUGGCUUGCAGAUCACUCGGGACAGAGCACGCCGCACCAUUACCUUGACUCAGUCACACAUGGUGCAGCAGGUCCUUCAGCGCUUCGGCUUCACGUACUCCUCGCCUCAGGCCACUCCUCUGUCUACCCGCCACUCACUCUCAGCUCUGCCUUCGGAUGAGUCCGUAGAGUCGAGUGGCCCGUACCCAGAGCUUGUUGGCUGCCUCAUGUACCUGAUGACCUGCACACGACCUGACCUUGCAUACCCUCUGAGCAUUCUUGCACGCUAUGUUGCUCCUGGGAGACACCGACCAGAGCACAUGGCUGCAGCGAAGAGGGUAUUGCGCUACCUGUGCAUGGGGCUAGUGCUUGGAGGGCAGAGUCCAGUGGUCCUUACAGGUCACGCGGACGCUUCUUGGGCUGACGACCAGGCUACGCAGCGGUCGUCACAGGGUUACACCUUCAGCCUUGGCUCCGGCUCUGUCUCGUGGCGGGCUACUCGUUCGUCUUCGGUUCUCAGCUCCAGCUGUGAGGCUGAGAUCUACGCAGGGGCCAUGGCUGCACAGGAGCUUCGCUGGCUCACCUACCUGCUGACUGACCUUGGAGAGCCUCCUCGUUCUCCUCCAGUGCUGUACGUAGACAACAAGGCCAUGCUGGCCUUGUGUCGAGAGCAGCGUCUGGAGCACAGAACGAAGCACAUUGCUCUUCGCUACUUCCUUGCUCGUGAGCUACAGCAGCGUGGACAGUUGCGGCUUGCGUACGUGGCCUCUGAGGCCAACACUGCUGAUGUGUUCACCAAGGCACUCGCGCCUUGUGACCAUCAGCGCUUCUGCACCCAGCUGGGUCUUGUGCGUGUCUUGCCUCACUUGCUCUCCUCUUGA
Closterium sp. NIES-65 is the source of this 5457-nucleotide messenger RNA. NCBI's taxonomy places the organism in Eukaryota, Viridiplantae, Streptophyta, Zygnematophyceae, Desmidiales, Closteriaceae. The record is from the annotation of a GenBank genome assembly.